This is a messenger RNA of Plasmopara halstedii, 1299 nucleotides long. Its product is annotated as Zinc finger, RING/FYVE/PHD-type. Bases 1 to 1299 code for a protein of 432 amino acids. The transcript has a single exon. NCBI's taxonomy places the organism in Eukaryota, Oomycota, Peronosporomycetes, Peronosporales, Peronosporaceae. The record is from RefSeq and is a predicted model, not a curated record.
AUGAAAUUUACAUUGCCAAAAGUCGAAAUUCCGUCCGUCACAUUGUCAGACAAUCAAUGUGCCUCUUUUAUUGAGGAAGCCGACACCGUCGUGAAAGAGAUCGUGGCAGCAAAUGAUCUUUUCAUAGCUAAGGGAUACACGAUUGGAUACCCUGACUGGAAACGUAUUCGAACAAAAGAAGGAGUGCAAGUAUAUCGACAACGAAAAAAAGCGAUUAAGCAGCGUCCACCCACUUCACAAUUACCACCAGUACUUCAUCAUCCAUCACAGCCAAGAGAACAUGAGUUUUCUCGAUUUGGUAGUGUCAAUAGCUACAGCAGUGUUGAACUGGAAAUUGAAGGCCACGAAUCCUCUUCGUCUUCGUCUGGAAUUGCUGGAAACAGCAUAAUGGAAAAAAUGAGACCACAUGGUGUAGCACUCAUAGCCUUGCAUGGCACGAUGGAUGGCACUGUAGAUGACUGUUUGUUUGGGAGUAUUGCGACUACCGACGAAGCAUGGAUACUGCGAAGCUCACACAUCAAUGACCGGAUUAAAGAUGCUCGCCUUCUUGCGACUAUCCGAUCGCCAACUCGUACGAAUCCUUGUCAAUUUCUUGGAAUUAAAUGGUUUGCAAAUGAACUACCACCCUUGCUUACGGGUGUUGUCCAUCAACGCGACUUUAUUAUCAUUGAGUCUUUGGGCUUUACGAGCGACUCGAAAGGUGAAAGAGUUGGUUACGUAUUAAUGCACUCCAUCAUUUUGCGGGACAUUCCAGAGCUCACGCAUUUGGGAAUCGUCCGUGGAAGUAUGAGUUUCUGCUUCAUCUUUCGUCAAGGGGGACCAGGUAAAGUCGACAUUUUUUGUCGUGGGUUCCUUGACUCACGCGGCGAGAUACCGAGUCGUCUCGCUCUUUCAAUUGCAACAGAUGCUGCGAUUUGCUGUACCAGUGUUGUCGACUUCGCGAACAUUAAGAAACUCCGAUGGCUCAUGAAACACGCAAACAUCCAACCGGCUGAAAAUACGCCCCCUCAACAUUGUGAAGCUUGUGCCAAGAGUUUUGGAAAAUUUUCUUUACCGUUCUCCAACACAAGUGUUUUGUGUCAAAUUUGUCGCAAUGUGAUCUGUUCAAAAUGUAGCGUGAACAAGAAGAUGACCGUCCACGUGCCUGAUUCAGGAUCAAUCCAACAAUGCUUGCUUAAGUUUUGUCUGCGAUGCAUGUAUAAAGCAAAAGAAAAAUCGAGCUGGGAGCUAGCCAUAGAUACUCUCGAGGAUUCAUUAACUUCGCCGUCUGUUACUAUAACAUCGCAUCUGUCACAGUAA